AUGUAUAGCAUUCAGAAGGAAUUGGCAGAAAUCAAUUUGGAUCCUCCAUGUAACUGCAGUGCUGGACCAAAGGGAGACAAUUUGUACGAGUGGGUGUCGACAAUUAUGGGCCCUAGUGGCUCGCCAUAUGCUUCGGGCAUCUACUUUCUGGAUAUUCACUUUCCUCAAGAGUAUCCCUUCAGGCCACCAAAAAUUGUUUUCCGUACUCGUAUCUACCACUGCAAUAUCAAUGCUCAAGGCCAAAUCUGUUUAGAUAUCCUGAAAGAAAACUGGUCGCCUGCUUUAACCAUCUCGAAAGUUCUCCUAUCUAUCUGUUCUCUUUUGACAGAUGCCAAUCCACAUGAUCCUCUGGUUGCAAGCAUUGCUCAUCAAUAUCUGAAUGAUAGAGAAGAGCAUGAUCGCAUUGCAAAAGAUUGGGCGAAGCGCUAUGCUAGUUAA
This is a messenger RNA of Lobosporangium transversale, 438 nucleotides long. RefSeq names its product ubiquitin-conjugating enzyme/RWD-like protein. The transcript has 4 exons. Gene Ontology annotation, cellular component: nucleus. Lineage: Eukaryota; Fungi; Mortierellomycota; Mortierellomycetes; Mortierellales; Mortierellaceae. Gene Ontology annotation, molecular function: ubiquitin conjugating enzyme activity. The coding region runs from base 1 to 438 and encodes 145 amino acids. The record is from RefSeq and is a predicted model, not a curated record. Gene Ontology annotation, biological process: protein polyubiquitination.